AUGCUCCUGGAACUCGACCUAAACGAUUAUCUGAAAAUCGAGCUCGAUCGUGUCUUGGAAGAAGAUGAGCUGAAGAGCAACAACAAAAAGCACACUGAACUUUUGGUCCAGCUUAUCGAUAAAAAAGCCGCCAAAGCAGCAGCAUUGGCGAGAAAAGUGCUCAGAUGGCCCAUCGGACAGACACUUCCAACAGAUAUCACCUAUGAUGACGUUGAAGAGCAUUUGCUCGUCGUUGGACCCACUUCUGAGGCUCUUCUUCCUUUUCCGUCGAAAAAUCGCAUUCAAGGCGUCACAAUUGUGUUUUUUGGGUCUAGAACAGUCAAUCCAGUGGACACAUUUGAUAUCAAAUCAGUGAUCAAAUCGAUUCAAAAUGUCAUUGAAAAUCCACAAAAAGAGAAACGAUGGAAACAAUUGACUCAGAAUUUGGGAGAAUGUUCGAAUGGAGAGGCCAGUGGAGCACUAUCAGCAAUUGAGCAGACACAACUCAUGGAAGCCAUUCGAAAGUAUUCGGAUGACGUGGACUCGGAUGCGGAGACGCUGAAUUCGAUGCUGGAAGCAGUCGUCAACGCUCGCAUUUUGUCGUUCAGAAAUGAGGAUGCAUUUUUGAGAUUAUGUGUGGAGAAGGAGAAGAAUCAUGUCGUUGAAGUUGUGUUGAAUGAUUCGGCUAGAGUGGUUUCAGAGCACAUUUUGGCAGAAUUGUUGAAGUUAACAGCUGAAAAACCAGAAGACCAACGACGAGACCAAGUGAUUCAAGUUCUCUCUCGAAACUUCUCGAAAAAACCAAUGACAGAGGCCACUGCCGAGGUUCUUACUGUAUCUGAAGCCAUCGAAAUCAUGACAGCACUGACACAAAUCUAUAAGGAGAUGAGAGAAGAUGAUAUUUGCGGGAAGGCGUUGUCACUGAUUACGGUACUCAUGGAUGCGCAUGGGUCUCGCAUUGUUUAUGAGGAUUCGUUGCAUCAGAAGUUUGCCACCGUCAGCAAUUUUUUCAUUGAAAUGCAAUCCCUCGUCGGCACAUUCUCCCGUCUAGAAGCGGCGAUUGAAGAGACAUCCGACGCAUUCACCGCCAGCAACGUCGUCACUCGUAUCCAUCCAGUUGCUCAUCUAUUGAAUUGGUAG
This is a messenger RNA of Caenorhabditis briggsae, 1119 nucleotides long. The transcript has 5 exons. The record is from RefSeq and is a predicted model, not a curated record. The coding region runs from base 1 to 1119 and encodes 372 amino acids. Lineage: Eukaryota; Metazoa; Nematoda; Chromadorea; Rhabditida; Rhabditidae.